This is a messenger RNA of Drosophila novamexicana, 1676 nucleotides long. Its product is annotated as serine protease gd. Gene Ontology annotation, biological process: proteolysis. Lineage: Eukaryota; Metazoa; Arthropoda; Insecta; Diptera; Drosophilidae. The record is from RefSeq and is a predicted model, not a curated record. Gene Ontology annotation, molecular function: serine-type endopeptidase activity. The coding region runs from base 1 to 1623 and encodes 540 amino acids. The transcript is spliced from 6 exons.
AUGAAAGUGCAUUUCACUACAAUUUUUCUUAUAUGUAUCGAGCAAUUCACUAAGGCCAUUGCCCAAGGCAUGCCGAUCAGUCCGUGCCCAAAGGUCUUUCAGUACAGAUUUGAUGGCAGUGAAUGGUUCGGCUUAACGGCCAUACGAAAUCCAGAUGUGCAGGCUCUACAGAUUCGCGUAACGCUCUCCAUGCGGGGCAAGCCAACGACGAAUUAUCUUGGUGAAAUUGAGUUGCUGACUCGUGGACAAUUUGCAAGCAAUGCGCCAGUGCUUUACAAGAUUCGAUUUCCAAAACAUAACUUUCCUCCCAAAUUAGUGCUUAUUUCGGCUAACAAUCAAGUUAUUUGUGUCGGUUCUGGCGAUCACAGCGUUUUUAUGACUCAAAUUCAGCUAGAGCAUACACGAAAACUUACUUUUAUACCAGAUAAAAAAUCGGGUGCAAUGGUGCCUCCAGGCGGUGCAGAUUUCGGAACGGUAGUUGGUAAGGAGUUGCCAGCAAAUAAUGAGUUCGGCUCUAAGCCCCCGCCGCACAUCCGGUUCAAGAAAAAACCAUUUCAUUCAGCUGGAGAAAUCUGUGGACGGGUCACUACCAAUAAUAGGUUUGGAUUGAGUGCUGAUCACGCAGAUCAAUCGCCGGUUUUUGGCUCUACUGGUGAUUACGACAACGAUGACAGCGACACGGUCCUGGAUGAGAUGGAAGAGGAUGGGCUCGACUCAGAUGACACGUAUACAUUUGUGGAUGGGCAAAAUGCCACGACUGGCAACAGCAUGCCGUCAAUAACUCGCGGUGCCUGGCCUUGGCUGGCGGCGAUUUACGUUAAUAAUCUUACAUCCUUGAACUUUCAGUGCGGUGGCACGCUCAUCUCUGCGCGCGUGGUUAUAAGCUCGGCGCAUUGUUUUCAAAUGUUCAACCAGCGUUACACGGCCAACGAAGUGCUUGUCUUUUUGGGCAGGCACAAUCUUAAGAACUGGAAUGAGGAUGGCUCCUUAGCAGCGCCUGUCGAUGGCAUAUAUAUACACUCUGAUUACAACAAACAGCUGAGUAACUACGACGCUGACAUAGCUGUCAUUAUCCUCAAGGAUGAAGUGCGUUUCAACACAUUUAUACAGCCAGUGUGUCUUUGGACGGGCUCCAGCAAAACGGAAUACAUUGUUGGCGAGAAUGGUAUUGUCAUUGGCUGGAGUUUCGAUAGAACAAAUUUAACAAAAUUUUCAAAGGAUUCAUCGUCCACAUUUGCGCCUGGAAACGGCGCUGCGUCCCAUGCGAGUAACAGUAUACCAACAGUUGUAAGAGCGCCCAUAGUUUCCAAUGAGGUGUGCUUCAAGGCCAAUGCACACUUCCGCAGCCUCUCGUCGAACCGCACAUUCUGCGCUGGAUUCUUGGUGGACAUCCACAGAGAUGGUGGCCGCGCUGGUGUCAGCAUAUAUACGGGCAUUUCCGGCGCUGGGCUUAUGAUACUAAAGAACAAUCGUUGGAUGCUGCGAGGGACCGUUUCCGCCGCUUUGCCCGCUGAUCCCAGAGGGUCGCUGAGGAACGAUUCGGCUCUCUGUUGCACUAGUCAAUAUGUCAUCUAUGCCGAUGUGGCAAAGUUUAUUGAUUGGAUUAUGGCCUUCAUUAUAUAAUUUGUGUAUAUACUCUUAUGUCAUGUGUAGUGUGAUAUGCCACCAUUCAGAUG